This is a messenger RNA of Aspergillus terreus NIH2624, 2784 nucleotides long. RefSeq names its product polysaccharide lyase family 26 protein. The coding region runs from base 1 to 2784 and encodes 927 amino acids. The transcript has a single exon. Lineage: Eukaryota; Fungi; Ascomycota; Eurotiomycetes; Eurotiales; Aspergillaceae. The record is from RefSeq and is a predicted model, not a curated record.
AUGGUGACCUGGUUUGGGUGCAACACCAUCUCACUGUCCUUCCUGUGGAUGGUGCUGGCCCUCUUGGCAGGCGAAGCACUAUCGCGACCCAACUCAAAAGAUCCAUCGGACACGGUCAAGGUCAAAUGGCUUGAAGGCGCCCCCGGUUUCCACGCAGGAACAACAUUCGGGCUUCCGUGGCCUCAGGGGAAAUAUCACUUGAACGACACCCGCUUUACCAUAUCGGACGCGAAUGGCGACAUCCCUCUGCAAACGUGGGCAACCGGAUACUGGCGAGAUGGCUCGGUCAAAUGGACCGCACAUGCAAUCCCUGCACUUGACACCAUCGCGACGGAAUAUGCUGUCGAAGCCUGGAGGUCCUCACAUGCCCCCACUGCAUCUGCAGGCCUGUCAGUGCAGAAUGGAGGAGACCAAGUAACAGUCGACACCGGCAAGAUCAAAGUCGCCUUUCCUAAGAACGGAAACAGUAUCAUCGACUCCAUCACAACGUCGAGCGGAAAGGUGGUCGGGGAAGCGGGCAAGCUGGUGCUCCACACCCAGUCUAGCAUACCAGAUGACACCAUAUCCAAGGCCAAUGGCUCGAGUUUCCAAAGCCGCAUUGAUAAUAUCACAGUCGCCGAGGAGUCGUCGGUUCGCGCCCUGGUUACAGUCAGUGGUAACCACCAAGUUGUCGCGGGCGAAGACCACGAUGACUGGCUACGGUUCACCUUGCGUUUUUACCUCUACGCCAACUCCGAUACCAUCAGGGUAAUCCACAGCAUUGUCUUUGAUGGGAAACCCGACCAAGACUUUAUUACAGGACUGGGAAUCCAGUUCCAGGUUCCCCUCGGUGAAGAACAAUUGUACGAUCGCCACGUGAGAAUCCGUGGCGUGGGUGAUGGUUUCCUCCACGAAGCUGUUCAAGGCGUGACUGGCCUCCGUCGCGAUCCGGGAGAGGAAGUACGAACCGCCCAGUUUAGCGGGCAGAAAACGCCAAACAUCACCACCUGGGAUGAGAGGGUUUCUUCCAGAAUGCAGUGGAUUCCCGUGUGGAAUGAUUACCGUCUGAGCCAGUUGUCUCCGGAUGGAUUCACCCUUAAGAAGAGGACCAAGUCUGGCCAGGGGUGGGUCAAUAUCCCCGGUGGUACGCGGUCUGGCGGACUGGUGUACCUGGGCGGCGCCACUCAGGGCGGACUUUCCCUCGGGCUCCGUGAUUUCUGGAAGAGAUAUCCAACGGGCUUUGACGUCUCCGGAGCAGGCUCGGAAAAGGGACAGAUUACCCUCUGGUUAUACAGUUCUGAAGCAGAACCGUUGGAUCUAAGACCAUAUCAUGAUGGGAUGGGACAGGAUACGUACGAAAAGCAACUUGAUGCCCUGCAGAUCACCUACGAAGACUACGCGCCCAGUUUUGACACCCCUUACGGAAUUGCCAGAUCAAGCGAAAUCUUCAUUCGCGCCUACGAACAGACCCCUUCUGCAGACGACUUAACUCUUCAGGGUAGGAGCAUGGAUGAGCCGCCCGUGCUGAUCGCGGAUCCUAAUUAUCUCAAGUCAACCAAGGCAUUAGGAUCCUACUGGGGACUCCCGGAUACGUCUAAUGAAAAAGCCGCGACGAUCGAGAGCCACCUCGAUUUCCUGACGAAGUUCUACCAGGACCAAGUUGAUUAUCGCCGUUGGUACGGAUUCUUGGACUACGGUGAUAUCAUGCACACCUACGACGAGGAUAGACAUGUUUGGAGGUACGACAUCGGCGGCUAUGCCUGGGACAACUCCGAACUGUCGCCAGACCUGUUUCUCUGGCAAUAUUUCCUUCGCACUGGUCGGUCAGACGUUUACCGAUUUGCCGAAGCACUAACCCGCCACACUGGUGAGGUAGACGUGUAUCACAUUGGCGAUUGGAAAGGGCUUGGUACGCGGCACGGAGUUCAGCAUUACGGAGACAGCGCCAAACAGGUGCGCAUCACGCAACCACAAUAUCGCAAAUACUUCUAUUACCUCAGUGGCGGAGACGAACGUGUGGGCGAGCUCCUACAAGAAGCCCUGGACACAGACAAAACAUACGGAACUCUCGACCCUCAGAGAAAGGUCCGCGAGGAUGGCUGGACCCCGAAACCAGGUCAACCCGCCGCAAUCUCUCUCGGCACCGACUGGGCCGGCCUGGCGGGUGGAUGGCUGAUUGAAUGGGAACGUCGGGGCCCACGCUGGCAGGAAGCCCGGAUGAAGUUGACGCGCACGGCGCAAGGCAUCGCCGGUCUUAAGAAUGGGUUCGUCACCGGUUCGGGGCUAUACUCCAGCACCAAUGGAUCACUUCUUCCUCCACCAACUGAUCCCAGUAACAGGGGGGUCGUGUCCAUCUCUCAUCUCAACGCGGUGUUUGGCCUUCCUGAGGUCAUGUCCGAACUGCUGGAGUACUGGGGCAAAGAUGCACCCCAAGGGCUCAAAGACGCAUGGUUGGAUUAUUGUUACUACUAUGGAGCGCCGGCAGAAGAGCAGAAGGCGCGGUAUGGGGAAGCUUUCAGCGGUAUAUCACUCGUCCAGGGCCAUUCUCGCCUGACAGCGUACGACGCAAGUCAGCGCGGGAAUGCCACUGUCGCCCAACGGGCCUGGGAGGAGUUCACCGGUAGUGCUGAUGGCUCCGAUGACCUGACGGAAGAUGACCCCUGGACGGCGGAGCGGGUGAACGGAAGUGCCGUUCUGAUUCCGGUGGAUGAGGCCACUUGGGUCUCUACAAACGCCAUGGCGCAGUACGGGCUCGCUGCGAUCCAGAAUUUGGCGCUCGUCGGGGAUGCCUUGCAAAACUCGUAA